CUUCUUUUCAAGACCUUGUUCUAUUCAUUCUUUUAUUGAAAACCAACCCUUUUACCGAGAAAUAGUGAGUCGGGUCAUUUGUCAAUUUCCAACCACCUACACUUCGAUACACCACUGUUUUCCGUUUUCCAAGUGGUUUUUCCAUAUAAUUCAAAAUAGAUUUCUCCUAUGAGACGUAGUAUUCGGUUAACUAGUACAUCCCGUCUUCCUUGCACGUUUCAGCCGAAACGGUUGUAUUCGCUUGCAUCCGAGUCCUUAAAUAAGAAUCCGGAAAAGCCCAAAGAGGGACGUUUGGCUCGUGUCUUCAAAGAUCCUGCUGAAAAAUCGUGGAAAGAUCUUACAGCUCCUCAAAAAGCCUAUCGUACUUCUGCAAACUUUGGAAAUUUGUCAAUUAUCGUCUUCGGAGGCGGUGUGUUUGGCUUAAUCGUCUAUGCUUUGGUUACUAGUCUUUGGUCGGGAGAAGCACACUACGGUGAUGAGGCAUUCGAUUUACUAAGAAGUAAUGCAGAAUGUCAAUAUGUUUUUGGUGAAGAAAUGAAAGCUAUAGGCGCAGCUAGUCACCCAUUAAGACGCACUCAUGGUAUUUUAACGAGCAGAGUUUGGGACCAUAAAGGUAUUGAACACUUGGUCAUACAAUUUCACUUGAUUGGAAAUGGACAUAAGGGCCAUGUUUUUGGAAGACUCGCGAAUACUGGAAAGGAUUACACCUGGGAAUACUUGUACGUUGACGUACACGAUUAUGGAAAUAUUAUUCUUUUUGACAAAACAAGAUCUAUAAAGCGCCAGAACAAGAAUCUGGGUCUUUGGGGAAGUCUCAAAAACAUCAGCUGGGGAAAAUAAGCGAAGCUAAAAAACGAGACAAGUCUCCUGUUUUUUUGCUUAAAGGUUUGUACUGAAGCACAUUUCCUACUCAAUAGAUCCUCUUUUAUGUUGUUACAUUUUGCAUUCAAGGAUGCGCAAAGCAAAUAUGGCUUUUUGUGGAAAAAUAUGAUGGCUUUAAAUCCUUUUAUUUAGCGUUUUGCCGUAGAAGUCGACAAAUUAGGACUCUUGAAAAAAGUUAAUGAAAUAAAAGUUAUGUUUAUCACUGAUCAUGCAAUAUGAAUGGUCAUGGAAGUAGGCACUUUAG
Molecule: messenger RNA, 1126 nt
Organism: Schizosaccharomyces cryophilus OY26
Lineage: Eukaryota; Fungi; Ascomycota; Schizosaccharomycetes; Schizosaccharomycetales; Schizosaccharomycetaceae
Product: TIM23 translocase complex subunit Tim21
Exons: 1
Coding region: 169-840 (223 amino acids)
Biological process (GO): protein import into mitochondrial matrix
Cellular component (GO): TIM23 mitochondrial import inner membrane translocase complex
Source: RefSeq, a predicted model, not a curated record